AUGGUUCUAAUCUAUGUCAAAUCGGGUGAAUGGAUGUGUAGUCGCGGUGAUGACUGGAGUUUUGUGGUAGACAAAGAAAUGCGUGGUCGAAUGGUAACAUUAGCAACAACUACUACGUUGAAGCAGCUCAAGAUAACGGUGUGUGAGGAUUAUGGGGUGGACCAUAAUGCCAUUAAUGCCGAGUUCAGUUAUUCGUUGUUGAAUCAAAAAGGGAAUCCUCCAAUUAUUAUCACCAAUAAUCGGCAAGCAUCUAAUUUUGUGGGCUAUGCAAAGAGGGAAUCGUCUACUACCUUGUGUGUGAUGUUCUCUGUUUCUGGUGUAAAUCAAAAGGAACGAGUCAAUAUCGAUUUGAAUAAGGAGCCUUGGACACUUCUUGUUGUUACUGCUGUAGAUGGUAACUCUAAUUUGUAUCCGAUUGCAUUUGGGGUUGUUGAUUCAGAGAAUGACGAUUCAUGGGGGUGGUUCUUCAGACAGUUGAAAGUGGUUAUUGCUGAUUGUCAAGAUCUAGCUUUUGUCUCAAAUAGAAAUGCGUCUAUUUCUAAAGCUAUUGGGACUGUCUACCCUCGAUCAGCACAUGGAAUUUGCAUUCAUCACUUAUUGACCAAUGUGGUCUCAUUUUUCAAGACAAAAGGAUUGACUGCGUUGGUGGAAAAGGCUUCACGGGCAUAUAGGUACACUGAAUUUCAAGAACGAAUCACCGAAAUUUUUGAUAUGAGUCCUGAGCUUGGAAGAUAUCUACGGGAAGCUGAUGUGCGCAAAUGGGCUUGUUCUCUCUUCCCUCGCUCCAGGUAUGACAUUAGGACCACGAACCCUGCAGAGACUAUAAAUUCAGUUCUUAGAAUACCUAGAGAAUAUCCGGUUAUUCCUUUGCUUGAUAGUAUAAGAGAACUGUUGACUCGAUGGUUCUAUGAGCGUCGCUUGUUAAGCUCAAAGCAUGUAGAUCCUUUAACCGCUAAGGUGGAGAGAAAGAUUGAUAGGAGAAUUGUGAAGGCAAAAGGAUUCCAGGUUUACAAGGUUGACAACUUCAGAUCGGUUGUAAAAGGAGACAUAUAUGAUUGUCAUGUUGAUUUGGAAAGAAGAACAUGCACAUGUGGUAAGUAUGAUAUAGGAAAAAUUCCUUGCCGACACGCCAUUCCUGCAAUUUAUUCACGAGGUAUGGAAGUGCACAGAUUCACUGACGCCUUAUACAGCACUGCAGCGUGGAGAACCGCCUAUGCAGAUUCCAUUAAUCCAAUAGCAGUUCCAGAGUCUUAA
Molecule: messenger RNA, 1254 nt
Organism: Brassica oleracea var. oleracea
Lineage: Eukaryota; Viridiplantae; Streptophyta; Magnoliopsida; Brassicales; Brassicaceae
Exons: 3
Coding region: 1-1254 (417 amino acids)
Molecular function (GO): zinc ion binding
Source: RefSeq, a predicted model, not a curated record